Molecule: messenger RNA, 2886 nt
Organism: Gavia stellata (red-throated loon)
Lineage: Eukaryota; Metazoa; Chordata; Aves; Gaviiformes; Gaviidae
Gene: SPRING1
Product: SREBF pathway regulator in golgi 1
Exons: 5
Coding region: 1-618 (205 amino acids)
Biological process (GO): positive regulation of SREBP signaling pathway
Source: RefSeq, a predicted model, not a curated record
AUGGUGCCCUGGGGAGCGGUGCUGUGGCGGCGGCUGCUGAGGAAGCGCUGGGUCCUCGGCGUCGUCUUCGGGCUCUCCCUCGUCUACUUCCUCAGCAGCACCUUGAAGCAGGAAGAGAGGACAGUGAGAGAUCGGAGUCUCCUCCAAGUGCAAGAGCACGAGCAGCCGAUCCUGUGGAAGGUGAAGUUCAGUUCGGGAAACAGCAGUCAGCUGAGUAACCAGUGCAGGAAUUCUGUGCAGGGGAAGCUCCUCAUUACAGAUGAACUGGGCUACAUCUGUGAGAGGAAGGACCUACUGGUAAAUGGCUGUUGUAAUGUCAACGUGCCCAGUACCAGGCUGUACAGCUGUGACGGCUGCCUUCCCAAUGGCUGCUGCAGCGUGUACGAGUACUGCGUUUCUUGUUGCCUGCAGCCCAGCAAGCAACAUCUUCUGGAACGUUUCUUGAACCGGGCAGCUAUUGCUUUCCAAAACCUCUUCAUGGCAGUGGAAGAUCGCUUUGAGUUGUGUCUGGCAAAAUGUAGGACUUCAUCACAGAGCGUGCAGCAUGAAAACACCUAUAGAGAUCCAAUUGCAAAAUAUUGCUAUGGCGAAUAUCCCCCGGAGCUUCUGCCUGUUUGAAAGCUGCGUGAUCUAAGCAACAAAAGGGAAGGAACUGGAGACUAGAAUCCAAAAGAGCCAGAACAGCUCUUGCUUUACAAGAGCCUCAGUGUAAAUGGCUUAGGUUGUUUCUGGGGACAAUCCCAGAGGUGUACAAUGUAAGCGAGGGACUUAAGUUCUCCGUGAUUGAAUCUUGCUUUCUUCAGAUUGUUAUGCACCUGCUUUAGAGUACUAGUACUGGACUAGAGUACUAGUACAUUCUUUGAAUACUUCCUCUAAAUUUUAGGAUGCACGGAGUCGAUCUAGGCUAUAAAACAUCAUAGGAAAAAUAUCUAAUGUAGCGUUGCAGCUGUACAUGGAGGUUCAGUUGUGUGUCUGCAGUCCAGAGACUUUCCAGAGUGACAGUAAUAAUUGGAGGAUUUUUGCUUUUUGGAGAGUAAAGCAUGCCUGUUGCGCGUCUCUCUCUGGAGCACUUCCCGACAUGCAUGAUGUACACUACAUAUGUAAUUAUGAAUUAUUUAUUCAUUUUAUAUAGAUUACUAGCUGAAAGAAUUGAUGCUUUGCAUAAGCUACUUGUUGAUGCCUUUCAGUCCCCGUUUUGUUAUGUCAAAUAGAAAGGAUAUUUUACAUCCUGACUAAAAUUGGUUGGGUUUUUCUUCCUCAGCCUAAAGGAAUUGUAUUGGGAUUCAUUGCUGUAGUGCUUAUGUUCCUCUUAGUGAGUUUAAAGCAUUCAGAACUCCAAUGGAGUUGUUAUUCUGUCAAAGUCCCAUAGCACGAGAGAAGAGCAGGGAUGUGCCUAGGAUGGGAUGUUUAUUGUCUGUAAACGCUUUCCUUGUUACUCUGCAACAGUUUCCUCAAAGAGGAGUCUUAGUCUUGUGAACAGCUCUUUCCUAGUCCACUUUCUGACAGCGAGCACUGGAGAUUUGUUUGCUUGAACUUGUUCAGGCCUUGGUAAUUCAAAUGUACUUCACUCCUGGUUGUGCAGGAGGCAAAAGGGUGGAGUUGUUCUAGGAUUUCAGUUUAAUCAUGUCCUUGUGCAUGAAGUAAUUAGAGUGUCAGAACAUGGCGCAAGCCCUCCUCUGAGGACAACUGUGUUGCAUGAGUUCAGUUAAACUGUCAUGAUGUUUUUGAUUUGCUGUUUAACAUACUUGCUACUCUGGAAUUUCGGUCUGAUCAGAAUGGCACUAGAAUAGGGUUGGCUUUCCCACAAUUUCUCCUACCUCUUUAAAGUUGCAGUCUCCCUUUUAAGGCCACACAACACAGAAAAGAUGGGUAGAGAACCUGUAAAAUGCUGACUGAAUUGAACUCCCUCCUGUGAGUCACUGGGCUAAGUCCAACUGCUAGAUAAAAUUAGGCUGUUCUUUUCUAUAUGCAGAGCCUCAUUUCUCUUGUUUUUACCCCAUCCAUCUCCUCCAUGAUUUUGACUUUGUGUAUGCUUGUUUAAACUGAUACUUCCUAUUCCCUGACCGAAAUAAAACAAUCUACAGAGGCUUUAAAAAAAUCCCUGAAAACAAGCACAGUGGUGGAGUAUCCUGGUGCAAAAGAUCUGUAGAGUGCUAUUGCAAUAGCAUAUGAUAUAAACAAGAAGUAGUGUUACCAGCCAUGGGAUAAAAUCCACUUGCUUUGUUUUCAUUGUUCUUUCCCAGAAGUCAUCAAGUGAGAUAAUGGUUCUGUCAGCAGAUUCUCUUGAAAACUUUGUUUUUCCAAAAGCUUAAAAGCUUUAGCAUUAGCAGUUUAUCCAGCUGAAAAUCUAUCUCCACUUUGCUGCCAUCCUAUGGCAACUCGCUGCAGCAGACAUGAUGCAGUGUGAAAUGCUGUCUUCAGAGGGUAGCAGAGGUUACUUCUCUUAUCAGUGUUAAACAGAUGCUUCACCCCUGUUCCAGCACUUCAUAACUGUUUUCCUCAGGGAAGGCCAUCAGGUUGGUCUAUUAUAUCAUUCCUGCUGAGCUGUAUUCCAGCACUUCGUGUUUUUGCACCAUGACUGAGGAGAUCAAGAUACGGAUGGCUUGCUCUUGCUUUCUUUUCCAACUUGGUAUUAAUUCCUUAGCAGGUGAUACCACCACUUAAAGCAGUAAUUGUAAGAAGUCUUAAGAACCAACCUCAUUCGGACAACAUUAGUGGGAAUUCCUGGCCCCUUUCUCUCCUAGAAAAACAGAUGUGAUAAGAAGUGCAUUGUGACCAUUGCCCAUUCAAUGGGACAGAAACUGCAUCUUCCCUCCCUGGUUGUUGAGCUGUUCAACUAGUGUCUAUACUAUAUGUUAAAUCAUUAAAAUUUUAUGUCUUCCAAAA